Molecule: messenger RNA, 908 nt
Organism: Ipomoea triloba (trilobed morning glory)
Lineage: Eukaryota; Viridiplantae; Streptophyta; Magnoliopsida; Solanales; Convolvulaceae
Product: lamin-like protein
Exons: 2
Coding region: 6-536 (176 amino acids)
Cellular component (GO): plasma membrane
Molecular function (GO): electron transfer activity
Source: RefSeq, a predicted model, not a curated record
GAGAAAUGGGGAAGCGGCAAACAGUGUCGGGCUGGCCGACAGCGGCGGCGGUGCUAACAUGCACCCUGCUGGUUGUUAUGCUGCCGGAAGUCUCGUCAACUCGUUUUACCGUCGGAGCUAACAUGGGUUGGUCUCCUAAUGUGAACUACACCGUUUGGGCACGCGGCAAGCACUUCUACCUCGGCGACUGGCUGUUUUUUGUAUAUGACAGGAACCAGAUGAAUGUGCUUGAGGUUAACAAGACAGACUACGAGUCAUGCAAUUCCGACCAUCCCCUUCACAACUGGACUACUGGGGCGGGAAGGGACGUGGUUCCACUAAACGUGACAAAAACUUACUAUUUCAUUAGUGGAAAUGGGUUCUGCUACGGAGGCAUGAAAGUAGCCAUUCCCGUCGAAGAACUGCCUCCUCCUCCAAAGACUUCUCCAAUAAAGAGUGGCUCUCUGAGUUUGCUCUCCACUUUCAGUGGACAGGUUGUGGUACCAGCCCUCUUUGCUAGCGCUACGGUCUGGGAUUCAUUUCUUUUACUACUAUAGGAACAUUUAUCAUCACAGAGAGAUCUAUGGCCCUUUGAUUAAGGACACUUUAGUACCCAAAAUGUGGAGAGAAAUAGUUUGAUCUAUGUUUGACUUCAUAGUUGUCUUGAUUCUUGAUAUAUGUGGCUUGUGGUUUGUCCAUCAUAUAUGAUGUCCUAAAAGGAAGUUUUUCUUUAUAGAAAGUAGUAGUGAUUUUAUCAAACCUCAAAUACUUGGCAUGUACAUUUAGGGGUGUUUGGUUGAACUUAACCAAGGUUAUAUUUGAUUUUCAUGUUUGAUUCAGGUUAUGUAGUUUCCUCAGGCAAUGUAACAUAAUUUCCACACAAGGUUUUUAACUAUUGAAAUGAAAUAUGAAAUACCAUUCUUUUUUAA